This is a messenger RNA of Telopea speciosissima, 986 nucleotides long. Its product is annotated as probable E3 ubiquitin-protein ligase RNF144A. The transcript has 3 exons. Lineage: Eukaryota; Viridiplantae; Streptophyta; Magnoliopsida; Proteales; Proteaceae. The record is from RefSeq and is a predicted model, not a curated record. Gene Ontology annotation, molecular function: ubiquitin protein ligase activity; zinc ion binding; ubiquitin conjugating enzyme binding. Gene Ontology annotation, biological process: positive regulation of proteasomal ubiquitin-dependent protein catabolic process; protein polyubiquitination; ubiquitin-dependent protein catabolic process. The coding region runs from base 10 to 960 and encodes 316 amino acids. Gene Ontology annotation, cellular component: cytoplasm; ubiquitin ligase complex.
UCCCCUGCAAUGGCAUCCAUUGUACGAUUCUUCUUCAUAUCAUUCCAUAUUUGCCUCUUAAGCUUCACUAUCUUCCCAGUUGUGUCAAUGCUUUGCCAGGUCAAGGAGAUGAUACCAGUUUACUUUGAUUUCCCCCAUGAAUGGGUCUCCUACGAUUCACUCAAAGACUACUCUUCCAUCUUCCUUGAUCGUGCACGGCACCACCUCGAAGAGAAUCGGGAGAUUACACGUGUGGUCUCCACCAUAUCUGUUGGGCUUCUCUUAGUUGCUGCGUAUGUGGCUGCUUCCUUGAAGAGCAAGCAGAAGAAGGAAGACCCACUUGAUAGCCCUCCUGCAACAACUUUCCAAUGCGAAAUCUGCUUUGAACCCAGGUGGGAUUUCGAGUCAUUUGCCAUAAUUGGCUGCAACCAUGUAUUCUGUUGUGAGUGCAUUAACAGUUAUGUGAUAUCCAAGUUAGAACAGAAGAUAACUAGUAUAAAGUGCCCAGAGUUGAGUUGUGAAGAAAUGUUAGAGCUUGAAUCCUGUCAUUUAAUUCUUGCACCCGAGUUGUUUGAAAAGUGGGAGGUUGCUCUCUGUGAGUCUUUAAUUGGUGAUCCCCAUAAAUUUUACUGCCCAUUUAGAGAUUGUUCUGCCCUGUUGCUGAAUGAUGAGUUGGGGGUAAUUAGGGAAUCAGAGUGCCCCAUUUGCAGGAGACUGUUCUGUGCGCAAUGUAAGACUCCAUGGCAUUCAGGGAUUGAUUGUAGAGAGUUUCAGAAGUUGAAGCAGUAUGAGAGAGGGAGGGAAGACUUAAUGGUAAUGGAGCUUGCUAAGCAGAGGAAAUGGCAGAGGUGUCCCAAAUGUCGCUUUUAUGUGGAGAAGUCCCAGGGUUGCUUGCUGAUCAGAUGCAGGUGUGGGUUUAGAUUCUGCUACAAUUGUGCCUCUCCCAUGAAAGAUCACUAUUGUCAGAAGUGUAAACACUAAUUACAUUUUCAUGUAUGGAUUGGUUG